Molecule: messenger RNA, 1470 nt
Organism: Adineta steineri
Lineage: Eukaryota; Metazoa; Rotifera; Eurotatoria; Adinetida; Adinetidae
Source: the annotation of a GenBank genome assembly
AUGGCAGCAUUACGUCCUAUUCUUAAAGGUUUAGAAAAACUUCGUGGUGCUAAUAAACCAUCCUGUGAUAAACAAGAAACUAAUUCAACUUAUUUAUAUCCAAUUCCUAAAGAGUCAUCUUAUAUAUAUGAAAAUCCUCCAGAACCAUCUGAUACACCAUAUGAUAUUAUUAUUCGUAUUAAUAGUAUUAAUGCAUUACAAACAACUGGUUGGGAUAUUAUACUUGGACAAAAUACAAAGGAUGCCAUAUCAGAACUAUCAACACCUGCAGAUAAUCACGGUGUAAUCGUUUCAGUUGUUGGUUCAUAUAAUCGUGGCAAGUCAUUUUUACUUAAUCAACUUUGUAAUAUUGAAUUACCUAAUGGUAAUUUAAUACAUACAGAAGGUAUAUCUAUUACAGCAGGACGAGAUUUAGCUGAAAAUAUAAUUUUUAUUGAUACUGCUGGUACUGAUACUCCCAUACCAAGAGAUAAACUUGAUGAUAAAAAAGCUACAGAAGCUCUUCUAAGAGAAAUAGCUCUUUACUUAUGUUCAUACAUCAUUAUUGUUGUUAAUCGUCUACGUGCUACAGAUCAAUCAUAUAUUCAACAAGUUUUGAAACAUUGUGAAAGUUCUAAUUCAAAUAAAAACAUAAUUAUUGUUCACAAUUUAAUGGAUGUACAAACAAUUGAAGAUGUAAAUAAAAUAAUAAAAGAAGAAGUUGAAUAUCUUUUUGGUGCUAAACUUGAUAUAAUGAAAUUACAAGUUAAUAAUAUAUCGAAUGAUAUCAAAUUUUUUCAUUCGAAACAAAAUGGUAUUACACUUCGUCAUUUCAUUUUUACAAAACAUGGAUUUGAAGCAGGAAAAAUAUGGAAUAGACAAUCUAUUGAUGGUAUAAUGAAUAUUUUACAAACAGCGCAAGAUUGUAGAAGAGAUCUUGAUGUUAUUAAUGAAAUGAUAAAUUUUGUUAAUACGAAACUUCCACAAUUAUUUAUCGAUAAUAAUACACAGAAAUUACAAGUACAAAUGCAUAUUAGAAAACCCCAUAUUGUACUUACUCAACGAAGAGAAUUAGAAGAUCUUGAACAAAAUCCUUAUCCAUUAAAACUCUCACCAAAACUUCUUUAUGAUGAUGCAGGUUAUUUUAUAGGUAUUGGUUCACAAGAUAAUGGACAAUGGCAACCUAUUUAUAAUCUAUAUGAGACUGAUGAAAAAAUAUAUGCUAUUGUUGAACUUGCAGGUUUUAAAAAAGGUGAAUCACGUAUUGAAAUUCUUGAAGAAGCAAUUAUUAUCGAUGGUUGUCGUGAUGAUUUUAAAAAAUUAUUAAUAAAUCCAAGAACUCAUCAAGAAAAAAUUCCUAUGGGUAAAUUUAAAAUAGAAAUUCCUUUGAAAUGUCGUGUUGACCCUGAUAAAUCAUCGGCAGAACGUGAUGAAGGUUUUUGGAAAAUUAUAUGUGAAAAGAAAAAAGCUGCUACGAAAAUUUUUGAAUAA